This is a messenger RNA of Mugil cephalus (flathead mullet), 8642 nucleotides long. It is a transcript of the gene ptpn13, whose product is annotated as protein tyrosine phosphatase non-receptor type 13. The transcript has 48 exons. Bases 394 to 8136 code for a protein of 2580 amino acids. The record is from RefSeq and is a predicted model, not a curated record. Gene Ontology annotation, cellular component: nucleus; cytoplasm; cytoskeleton. Lineage: Eukaryota; Metazoa; Chordata; Actinopteri; Mugiliformes; Mugilidae. Gene Ontology annotation, molecular function: phosphatidylinositol 3-kinase regulatory subunit binding; protein tyrosine phosphatase activity. Gene Ontology annotation, biological process: peptidyl-tyrosine dephosphorylation.
CCGCUCCUCCGCAGUAAUGGUAACUGGGCUUCGCUGGAGGAAGGGAGCGAAAUAGUGUUUUAGUGGCUACCAAACGCGACUUUCUUUUCCCCAUCCUCGAAGGAAAAGUUAAGUUUUUUUUUCUUUCUUUUUUUAAAUUAAUAUUAUUAUUAUUUAACCGCGGCUCCUUAGGGGGGGAAACUACAGCUGCCUUGUUGAGGAUUUUCUAUCUGGAUGGGAAAGGUAAACCUGUUGCCUUAGUGCCUGUCUGCCUGCCUGCCUCGCCGCAACUACUAUCCAAGAUGUUGCUUUGUGGAUGGGAUGGCGUCCGGUUGUGUGUGCACUCAUAGCCUCCCCGGAGAACGAACCUUAUCCCAAUCUCAAGUGACUUUCUAGCUCUUCUUGCCCGGGAAGAUGCAUGUUUCUCUGGCAGAAGCCUUGGAGGUCCGAGGAGGUCCGCUCCUGGAGGAGGAGGUCUGGGCAGUGCUCAGCCAGAGUGCGGAGAGCCUCCAAGAACUUUUUCACAAAGACCCUGCAGCCAUGGGCUUCAUUAUCUCCCCGUGGUCCCUCCUGCUCAUGCCCUCGGGGAACAUCUCGUUCACAGACGAGUAUGUCACACAACAAGAUUUAAAGGCUUUCACAGCUCCAGAGGUCCUGGAGGGAGGUUCCUUGGAUUCCAUCUCAGACAUAGAGAAGAUGCACAUGUACUCUCUGGGGAUGACCUUAUUCUGGGGAGCGGACUAUGAAAUCCCUCAAAGUCAGCCCAUGAAGUUGGGGGAACAUCUAAACAGCCUCCUCCUCAACAUGUGUGAUGAUGUUACAUUGAGCCGAAUGUCGUUGCGCACGGUGCUGGACAUCUGCAGCAAACACAUCAGAAACUCCACCUGCGACCCUCCCUUCUCCUACAUCAGAAAGCUGGUCCGGUUGGUGCUGGGCAGCCUUUCCCAGUUGGAUGGUCUCCUGACUGACAGGGAGUCUCUCCCUGAGCGUAGUAAGGAGAUUCGGGAGAGGCUGAGGGGAAAAGGUUUGCCCUCAGGGAGGAGCGCCGCCCCCAGGGUUCUGGAGCGCUACAGAGCCAGGACUCAGGAACAAACGUCUCUUAACCGCGGCCUCAGCCGCUCCAUGGGCUCGCUGUCGAUGCAGGACAUGUUGAGGCGGGACGACGGUGCAGCUAUACAAUAUUCCCUGUCCGAAUCCCCCACAGAACUCUACCCCAAAGCGCCCUCGCUCCAGCACCAGCGCUCUUACCCCUACGUGCACACCGCUCUCCCGCAGCCGAAAGGCCGGCCCGUGGAACUGGACCGUAGGUCUUUGCUCGUCUACAGCGGGGACGUGGGGCCAAGUCAGGUCAGGAAGACCUGGGCUUCUUCUGUGGAUUUGGCUUGCAUUGACCCAGAGGCUCUUCGGUUCGGUGCUUUGGAGGACGCGCGGAGAGGCAGCAACGCCCUGAGCGUCCACUCCGUAGGCAGGCACAAAUCGCCCUUGCAGGCUUCGGGGGACAGGGACAUUCGCUUCUCUGAGUUUGGCGGACUGAACAGUAGGAAGCCGCAUCACAACUCGGCCAUGUCGGUGGGCUCGGGCCUCACCGGUGCCUACGACCGGUUCAAAGAAAGACAGAGGAAACUUCAAGUGCUGAAACACGCAGUGGAUGACCCGGUCCACACCCACCAGAGGUACCACAGCGAUUACAGCUCAUCCAGCGAGAGCCCUUCAGUGGCCUCCUCUGAUCCAGACUACAGACUACAAGCUAAGAAACCUGGCGACGUGAAAAGGUUUGGCUCUCAGCUGGCACUUACAUCUGAACACGAUGCCCUCUUGCUGACACAGAGACACAGGCAAAAUGAGGGGGGCUCUGACGAAGGUUUGGUCGGGGCGGAGCUGCUCCUCCAGAGGCAGGAGGAGGAGGUGCAGCGUCUCCAGGCCCACCUGGCCAGCAGGCUGUCCAGGGUCGCCCUCUACCCCACGGACGACCCCUUGGGCCCGCCUCACCCCUCCAUGCUCGACAUCCAGGACCCUCUCUACGCCUCGUCCCUGCCGCUCCGCAAAACCAGGCUCUUUCACGGGCCUGAGUUUGUGAAGAUGGCCAACGAGCCGUGCGUCUCCUUAUCGGUUCCCUCCUCGAUAAUGAAACGUGGGAAGGGGGAAGAAGUGCAGAGGAAGGUGUGCGUGAUGCUGCUGAACGGCCAAAAGCUGGAGCUGAGCGUUGACAUCAAGGCAGUGUGUAAAGAUGUUCUUGAUAUGGUGGUGGCCCACAUCGGGCUGGUAGAGCACCACCUCUUCGGCCUCGCAUACCUCAGAGAAAACGAGUUUUUCUUCGUUGAUCUCGACGCCAAAUUGUCCAAAGUGGCCCCAGACGGAUGGAAGGAUGAGCCUAAGAAGAGGAAAUCCGACAUUCCUUUUAACCUAUUUUUACGCAUCAAGUUCUUCCUCGAUGAUGUCAACCUCAUACAGCAUGCUAUGACCAAACAUCAGUACUACCUGCAGAUGAGGAAGGAUAUCUUGGACGAAAGGGUGCGCUGCAACACAGAAAAUGCCAUACUGCUGGCUUCUCUGGCACUGCAAGCGGAAUACAGUGACUACCAACCUGAGCUUCUUGGGAAGACCUAUUUCCGUCAGGAGCACUACCUGCCGAUGUCUGUCUUGGAUAAGGUGGACCAGUCGACCAUCAAGGAGGAGCUGCCGAAGCUUCACAGCAACUACUACGGAGCGUCAGACUCUGAGGCAGAGUUAGAAUUCCUCAAGGUUUGCCAGAAGCUGACGGAAUAUGGAGUCCAUUUCCAUCGGGUUCUUCCCGAGAAGCGAUCUCAGACUGGCAUCAUGUUGGGCGUCUACUCCAAGGGUGUGCUCAUCUUCGAAGUCCUCAACGGAAAUCGUGCCCCGGUGCUAAGGUUCCCCUGGAGGGAAACCAAGAAGAUUUCCUUCACAAAAAAGAAGAUUUGCCUCCAGAACACAUCAGACGGGAUCAAACACCUGUUCCAGACGGACAGCAACAAGACGUGCCAGUAUCUGCUGCAGCUGUGCUCUGAUCAGCACAAGUUCCACCAGCAGAUGAAGGCCCGCCAAAACAACCAGGAGCUGCAGGACCUAGAGAACAGCCCCUUCAGCAACAUGCAGUAUUCCCUCGAGUCUCGGAGCGGAGACGCGUCAGGACGGACGUUGAGCUCAGGCAGCCUCCUCCCCAGCCUGUCGAGCCGCUCCAACCCGGACCACCUGAAGAGGAUCUCGUACUCGGAGGUGGCCCUCAACAAGGCGCCUUCCGGCUCGAUAUUGGUCCAGGACGAGCUCCGUUUCCCCGGUUUCAAUCCGGCUCCAUUCAUGUCUAAUCCACGGAUGAUGAGUCGCUCCCACCACAACCUGGCGCAGAUGCCGGAGUCUCUGGAGCAGCGGAUGGCGGUGUCUUAUCACGGCCAGUCGCAGAACAGGCUGAGUCAGGGCAACCAAGUGGCCUCUCACCAGCAGCAUCAGCGCGCCAGCUCAGACACAGACUCUGUCAUACGGCAGCAUGACAAGUCAUUCGGUGCAGCGUUGCACAGCAGCCCAGGCUGGAGCCUCAACAAGUUCACGAAAGAGUCUGACUCUUCUUCUGUAGAGGAGUCUGGCCAAGCAUAUGUAGAAGGUGUCAGUAUGCACAGUUCCUCCGGAGCACCAUCAACCCCAGCGUCUGUCAACGAUUCGCUCAAGAAGAAGCUCGUUGCUCUGCCGUCUCCGGAGAGAGAAAUCACAACUGUAAACCUGAAGAAAGAUGUGAAAUAUGGACUGGGGUUUCAGGUUGUAGGAGGGGAGAACUCUGGUCGUAAAGACCUUGGCACCAUCGUUAGCUCCAUCACUCCUGGGGGUCCUGCUGAUGUCAAUGGCUGCCUCAAACCCGGUGACCGUCUGAUCUCUGUGAACGACAUGAAGCUUGAAGGGCUCUCUCACGCCAGGACGGUCGAUAUCCUUCAAAAUACUCCGGAUGACGUCACCCUGGUGGUGUCACAGCCCAAAGAGAGGCUCUACAAAGAAUCCUCCUCAGGCUACGCUCCCUUCCAGGCCCAGUCUGCGUUGAAGUCACUCAACCCUGCCAAGAAACGAGAACUAGACUUCGACACCUCGUCGGAGGAGCACGCGGGAACAGAAAGUCCGAGCCCCACUCUCAACAGCGCUGGCACGCCCUCAUCCGCCUCCUCCCCGGUCCACCAGCGCACCAGCCUGAGCUCCCAGGAGUCCAGGACGAACAGCGUCGCUAAAAUCAGCCAACCCCCUGCUAACGGAGUUCAGCAGGGCCUAGAAAGAUUUCCAGUCGCUGGCACAGCUGCAUCCGUUGCACAACAUCACAGACCGGAACCGAGCGUGGGUCUGGAGCCUUCGCCGCCAGCUCUGCCGCCCAAAACCAGAAAAGCUAAAGUCUUAGAAGCUCCUAAAGUUUCUGAGCACUGUGACUUUGGAGAUUCAGAUGUCGAUGAAGGAAAUUAUUCAAGUAGUCCGGAGAAACCGAAGGCCAAACAGGAACACAUCACGGAAAGUUUAAAUGGUAAUGCCCCAGGGGUCAGUAGUCUCCGUCCCGGAGAGCUAUUUGACAUUGAGCUGUCCAAAAAAGACAGCAGCCUGGGCAUAAGUGUCACGGUACUGUUCGGCAAGGGGGGGAUUAACACAACUGUUCGUCACGGUGGCAUCUACGUCAAAGCCAUUAUUCCAAAAGGUGCUGCUGAGCUGGAUGGAAGGAUACAGAAAGGUAACAGACGCACGAUACAGAAAGACGUAACUAUUUCCAUCUUUAGACUUAACCACUCCGUGUUGUGUCCAGGCGACCGCGUGGUGGCCGUCAACGGGAAGAGCCUGGAGGGAGCCACCCAUCAGCAGGCCGUGGACGUCCUCAGAGACACCGGGCAGGUGGUGCACUUGUUGCUGGAGAAGGGUCAGCCCCCCGCGGAGAGCGUCCACCCUCCCGUCACUCCUCAGCGCACCCCGCCGUCUGGGGCCGGUGACGCGGAUGAGGCGAGGAGCAAGAAGCAGUGGACCCCCGAGGUGAAAGAAAAACCCGAGUACAGCUUCGUCACACCAGACAACGUGUUUGAGGUGCUCCUGCUCAAGAACACGUCGGGUUUGGGCUUCAGUUUUAGUCGAGAGGACAACCUCCCCGAGGAGCCCCCCGGCUCCAGCAUGGUGCGUGUUAAGAAACUGUUUCCUGGUCAGCCGGCUGCAGAAAGCGGUAGAAUCAACGUGGGCGACGUCAUCCUGCGGGUGAAUCAAACCCCCCUCAAAGGACUCUCACAGCACGAAGUCAUAUCCGCUUUGCGAGGGACGGGACAGGAGGUGACUUUGCUCCUCUGUCGACCUGAACUGGGAAAUCUUCCUGAGAUGGACGCUUCAGUUUUGACACCCAUGCCAUCGCCCAGAAAGGAGCCAGUGCCCGUUCCAGAGCCCAGGGUUGGCUCUGGGACAGAAGGCUCCAGGAGACAUGGCCCCGUGGAAGAAGCCCUGGAGAGACUUAUGCUCAAAACCCCCGGGCGACGGAACAGCUACAGCGACAGCACCGACGGCGAUGAAGAAGUUGAAGAAGCCUUCAGCCCGAGCCCUCCGGAGCUCAGCAGGCAGUCGUGGGAUCAUAGCGUCUAUCAGACCCCGAGCAGCAACCUGGGACUGGGGCACUACGGCAGCAGCGGUCAGCUGGACGACACCAUGCACUCAGCUUUCUUUUCCCCGAAUUUGUCAAUGACAAGAUCAGACCUUAGCAACAGGUGUCCUUCAUCACCUGUGGCGGCUGAACUAGAGUCAUCCACUCGGUCUAUGAUGCCCUCACACUCUGCCCCAAGCCCAGACCCCCUGCCUCCUCCGCUGCCUUUACCCUUAAACCUCACUGCGUCCGGCAACGGGCAGGACGUGGAGGACUUGGUUCCGGAAGUAGAGCUAAACAUCUCCUUGACGAAGUCAGAAAAAGGCAGCCUCGGCUUCACCCUCACUAAAGGUAACGAUCACGGCUGUUACAUCCAUGACAUCGUCCAGGAUCCAGCCAAAGGGGACGGGAGGCUCCGGCCCGGGGACCGGAUGAUCACGGUGAACAACAUAGAUGUGAGCAACAUGGGUCACACAGAGGUGGUGAAUCUCGUGCGUGCCGCCCCCCGCGUGGUCGACCUGGUAGUAGGGAGGGUCCUGGAUGUUCCCAAACCUCCUAUAGAAGCUCAUCUGCUGCCUGACAUUUGUUUCAAGAGCAACCAAGAACCACUGGGUUUGGUCCUAGAUGGGGGCAGCGACAGCGUCUAUGGGAUCUUAUUUGUGAAAGACAUCCUGCCACGUUCACCGGCCUCCGAGGAUGGAAGCCUGAAACAAUUCGACUUAAUCCACUACAUUAACGGUGCUCCCACUCAGGACCUGACCCUCAGUGAGAGCAUAAGGCUGCUGCAGCUUUCCCUCGACAACCUCACGCUCAAAGCCACAAGGGAUGGAAAGCCUGUUUUUCCACAACAGAAAAGUGUCUCAUUUCUCAACAACAACAUUAGCCCGAAGGUUUCGCCCAGUGUGAACGGGUUCCUUAAAGGAGACAAUUCAAGAGACACAGAGGGUCUUGCGGCGCUUUGUCCUUCAGAGGAGGAAAUCAUAAAGCUGGAUCUGGAGAAGCCGGUGGCAGGAGGUCUGGGUUUCUCUGUGAUCGGAGGCGAGAGGGGGAUCUUUGUUAAAUCCAUCACACCGGGGGGAGUAGCAGAGUCCUCGGGCCAGCUUCAAGUAGGAGACCGGCUGCUUAAAGUAAAUGAAGAUCUAAUGACGGGUGUGUCCCACACCAAAGCUGUCACCACCAUCCGUAAAGCUAAAGGCCUGGUACGGCUCAUCGUGUCCAGACCGCCAGACCAGAGUCCAAACACGUACCUGGCCUAUCUGCCCAUCAACUCCGACAAGUGCAAUGGGAACGCAGAUUUGAGCGAGGACAGUGGAGUGAAGACUAAACCGUGUACUGAGCUGAAAUCUGGCAGCUUCCCUGUCAUACCGCCGAUAGAUUAUGAUGAGGAUCCACUAGAGCAGAAAGGAGAGCGGAGCACGGAGCUUUCAGAGGACACGGACUGUGAUGGCUCUUCUUUACCUGAGGACUCUCCUGAGAGUUCCCGGAAAGUGACAUGGCAGGAGGAGAGUGUUGACGAUCCAAGGAACGAAAACUACCUGCAGAUGAGCGCUGGGCAGCCAGAGGAAGACGAGAUCACCUGGGGAAGUGAUGAACUGCCCAUUGAAAACAUGAACUCAAAAUCAAGAGAUGGCGGGCCAAUCAUCACAGAGGAUGAGCUGACCACUUUGCCCCUGGUCAGAGUUGUCCCUGACGGCCAGUACACAGGAGCAAAGCUCAACACCGUCGUCCGCAUGAUGAGGGGGCUCCUGGAGCAGAAAGUCCCGCUGCAGGAGUUUGAAAAUCUUCAGAACCUCCAGCCACUGGACGACUGUUUAAUCGGCCAGACGAAGGAGAACAAGAAGAAGAACCGCUACAAGAAUAUUGUUCCAUUCGACACAACUCGAGUGAUGCUUGGCAAAGAUGGAGGCUACAUCAACGCCAACUUCAUAAACAUGCCGGUGAAGGAUGAGAACUUCCUGUACAUCGCCUGUCAGGGCCCCUUACCCACCACUCUGGGGGACUUUUGGCAAAUGGUGUGGGAGCAGAAGUCAAACGUGAUCGCUAUGAUGACCCAGGAAGUAGAGGGGGGCAAAGUGAAAUGUCAAAGGUACUGGCCGGACACGCCGAGGACAGCAGAGAUGGUAGAUGACAGGCUGCAGGUGAUGCUGGUGAAAGACCAAUACCUGGACAACUUUGUUAUCCGACACAUCGAGGUCAAAGACGUUCAGACUAAUGAAGUCCAGCUUGUAACUCACCUGAACUACACCGGAUGGCCCGACCACGGGACGCCCUCACAACCCGAUCAGCUGCUCACAUUCAUCUCCUACAUGAGGCACGUUCAUCGGUCCGGACCCAUAAUCACGCACUGCAGCGCAGGCAUCGGCCGUUCAGGGACACUCAUCUGUAUAGACGUGGUCCUGGGGCUCAUCAGCAAAGAUGCAGAUUUUGAUAUUUCAGAUGUCGUAAGAAAUAUGAGACUUCAGAGACAGGGAAUGGUCCAGACAGAGGACCAGUAUAUUUUCUGCUAUCAAGUGAUCCUCUAUGUCCUCAGAUGCCUUCAAGCGGAUGAAAACAUCUCAGGAUAAUGGAAGGAGCCGCUGUCGCUGUCAUGACUCUUCCCCCGAGAGCUUAACAAAAAUGAGAGUCGACACAGGCAGAAAUUGCCAAAUUACACUACAUGUUUUUUUUAAAUAUUCGGUUCCUUGAGAGUAAAUCUUUUAAAGACGUUUAUAUUUUUAUGUUUGCUUUUUGAGUUCUCUCUCUCUGGCUGCUACUUCCUUUUUAAUUCAUUUAUGAGAACUGCUGAUUGUAUUUCUUAUUGUCACCUACAAGAGACACUAAUAUUUUUUUUUUUUUUCAGAUUCUUGGAUAUUCUAAAAUAAUUCUGAAAUGAUCAUUGAUUACAUAUUUUAUGUGGAGCAAUAUUGUGUAUUUUUGAAGCCUAUUUUGAUGCUGGAACAUGUCUUGACAGAAUACUAUGUCAGUAUUUGCUAUGUAAAUCUAUUAUACAGUAACCGCUCGCUGCCUGAGGUAAAUGAUAUUAAAAGUGUACAUAUUCAUCUUCUGAAAAUUAAACUGGAUUCAUUUUAAA